This is a messenger RNA of Ceraceosorus bombacis, 3357 nucleotides long. The record is from the annotation of a GenBank genome assembly. NCBI's taxonomy places the organism in Eukaryota, Fungi, Basidiomycota, Exobasidiomycetes, Ceraceosorales, Ceraceosoraceae.
AUGCAAAAACUAGCGCAAGCCAAUGAGAAUGCUUGGAUAUCUAUAGGUAGGUAAUUAUGCCAAGACUACGCUCGAAGUCUAUUGCUUGGCUGAUCGGAGCGUCUCUCAUUCCUUGCUGCUUGCCGCGCAACCAGGAUCUGCUGCCGAUGCGAUGGAAGACUUCGAUAGAGCCAUUGCCGCGUACGAAGCCGCUCUCCGCCACAAUCCCUACUCUGUUCCAGCCAUCAGUGCCAUUGCUGGGGUACAUCGAACGAUGGAUCACUUUGAAAAAGCAGUGGAAUAUUUCCAGCGUGUCCUGAACAUUGUACCAGAGAAUGGGGAGACUUGGGGCGCCAUGGGUGAGUCGAUAAUGUCGCUGCACGCAUUAAGCAACGACCGCGUCUCUGGUGCUCAAGGCAAGACACUUCGCAUCGCGCCCACUGCCGCAGGUCACUGUUAUCUCAUGAUGGACGAUCUGCAAAAGGCGUACACUGCGUACCAGCAAGCGCUGUACCACCUUCCAAAUCCUAAGGAACCCAAGCUGUGGUAUGGCAUUGGCAUUCUGUACGACCGCUACGGAAGCCUUGAGCACGCUGAAGAAGCUUUCGCAAGUGUCGUGCGAAUGGAUCCCAGUAAGUGACAAGGGUUUCGAUCUGGCUAUCAUACGCCCUUACUUACAACGCGUGCACUCUGUGCAUCGCAGAUUACGAGAAAGCGAACGAAAUCUACUUCCGCCUCGGCAUCAUCUACAAGCAGCAGAACAAGUACCAGCACAGUCUAGAAUGCUUCCGUUACAUCCUGUCUAGCCCUCCUCGGCCCCUCACAGAGAUCGACAUCUGGUUUCAGAUCGGUCACGUCUACGAACAGCAAAAGGACGUGAGCAUAUCCAUUGCCCAGAUGCUUGCACAGUGAUUUGACCACUCACGCUUGUCUUUUCUUGGUCGACCCGUCCAGUUUGGCGCUGCAAAGGACGCGUACGAGCGCGUGCUUGCGGAGAAUCCCCACCACGCGAAAGUCCUGCAGCAGCUUGGAUGGCUUUACCACCAAUCGAGUGCGGGAUUCCAGAAUCAAGAGCGCGCCAUUCAAUUCUUGACCAAGAGCCUUGAGUCAGACGCCAACGAUGCUCAAAGCUGGUACCUGCUCGGUCGCGCUUACAUGGCUGGCCAGAACUACAACAAAGCCUACGAGGCGUACCAGCAGGCUGUGUAUCGAGACGGAAAGAAUCCGACAUUCUGGUGCUCUAUCGGCGUGCUCUACUACCAGAUCAAUCAAUUCCGCGAUGCACUUGAUGCAUACUCGCGUGCUAUUCGCCUCAAUCCUUACAUUUCCGAGGUUUGGUUCGAUCUUGGCAGCUUGUACGAGUCCUGCAACAACCAAAUCUCUGACGCUAUCGAUGCCUACGCUCGAGCGGCCGAGUUGGACCCAGACAACCCUCACAUUCAGCAACGGCUCAACUUACUCCGCAACGCUGAAGCUAAGGGAGAGCAAGUCUCCUCCGCACCGAUUCCUCAAGACGUGCAUCCUACGGCGUACGCGAGUGUGGGUGGCGCGCAACCUCCAGGGCCCCCUUCGCGUAUCGGUGCCAAUGGCAAUGGACCAUCUUCUGCCGCUUUCCCUCCGCAAGGUCUUUCGGGCCCUGAUGGCGGUCCAAUGCGAGAGUUGCCAGGGCCUAAGCGUAGCCCUUCGCCGCCACAAGGUUUCCGCGGGGGACGACCUCCAUCUAUCCCCAACAUCGACGACCGCGGUACCAAAUCCUCUAGUCAUGCGACACUGGCUCCCAUGGAUGCGCCUCCCAUCAACGAGAGCGGCCGUUCACCACCGCAGCAUCACCGCUUCCCGCACGAACGUACUUCGCCCGGCCCUCGCGGAUUCAAUCAACCAGGUCCUCCUGGACCACUUCGGCAAUGGGACGGCAACGGGCGCAACAACGCCUAUGACAGAGAGCGCGAACACGAUGGCCCGCGCGAUCGUGAGCAAGAGGGGCAUUCGCGCCGUGGCUACGGCGGUGCGCCAAGAGGUAGCCACCUUGACGAACACUCUGGCCAUAGUGGGUAUGCCAACGGACGGAGCGGACCUGGAGGAGCUCCACCUCUUCCAUUUGAGAGACAGCCUUACGGGAGAUACGAUCCGGCCUAUGACCGAGAGCGAGAGCGGGAGAGAGACAGAGAUCGUGAUCGAUAUAGCCGAGGCCCAGGCGGGUUCGGUCCACCUCCACCGCCCAUCAUCAGCGGCAGCGGUCGCUAUGAUCCACUCAACGAUCGAUCCGAGCCCACUCGUCACUCGGACGCUGGCUCGCACAACGGUGAGCCUACGCGAGAGACACCGUUUGGUGAUAGCCACGGCUCAGCGAGUAAGCGCAAAGCUGGUCGUCGCAGUGCGAAGCCCAAAACCGAAGCACCAGGCCCGUCUCCUUCGCGCCGAAAAGCAAACGGCAGCUCUCGAUCGCAGUCGCCGGGUAGCUCUCGACCUGCGUCAACCUUCGGCGGCAGCCGCGGAGGUGUUCGAAGUCCAGAUCGCGUGAAGACGAGGAUGUCGCCAACUUCUGACCGCGGCUCGCCUGCGGGUUCUGACGCCUCGUCUGGCAGCAGACCCCUGGCAGCUGGUCUCAGCGCUUCGCAUGCAGCACAACGGUCGCAAGCUCCGGUCGCUUCACGUAGUGUGGAUGAGGACUACGACAACGGUGCUGCAGAUGCGUUGAUGGGGCUGGCUGGCGCCGCAUCCGCUUCCAGUAGCCUUCCAGCUCGCCCACCCACUUUGGACCACCCUGCUUCACGUCGCACUGCUUCUCCUCCGGCGAAAGGAGGUCUGAGCGCUGACUCGAUGCACAGCGAACGAGCGAGGUCAGCACAACCUGCCGCCCGUUUCCAUUCUGCAGAUGACGCUCAAGAUGCGUCUCGGAGCCAGCAGAAUGCAGCGCCGAUUCCUGACGAUGGCAGCAAUGUGCGCGCUUCCAGCAUCCUCGGCAAAAGGCCAAACGAUGACACCGAUUCACGCUCAGCAGAAGUAUCACCCCGCCUGACUGAAAAGCGAGCCCGAAAUGUGGAAGGCGGCGCAGAAGACGAUGCAAUGGAGGUGGAUGACCGGGUCCAAAAGGAUGCAGAGGGCAUUAAAUCUGCGACUGUAAGCAGCAACACGGGGCCCGCUGGAACGACUCCAAGCAAUUCAGAUCCCGACGCGAAGCCGCCCGCGCUGGCAUCUACGGCAUCAGUCGCACCUCCUCAGUCAAAUUCUGCGCCAUCGCCAGAGGAAGGGGAAUUGGACGACUCCUCCACUGAGCGACGCACCUCUCCUGCCGUGAAGAGCACUGCCGCUCCCUCAGGCGACGGCGCUGAGAUUGAGGCUAAAAUUGAAGAAGCUGACAAUGGAGAUAAGCCCUGA